This is a messenger RNA of Aricia agestis (brown argus), 4592 nucleotides long. RefSeq names its product inverted formin-2 (gene form3). The transcript is spliced from 24 exons. NCBI's taxonomy places the organism in Eukaryota, Metazoa, Arthropoda, Insecta, Lepidoptera, Lycaenidae. Gene Ontology annotation, molecular function: actin binding. The record is from RefSeq and is a predicted model, not a curated record. Bases 109 to 4302 code for a protein of 1397 amino acids. Gene Ontology annotation, biological process: cellular component organization.
CUCUCCAGACUGGGAUUGUGUGUGUCAAGUGAUGGGCUAGUGUGUGUAAGUGUACAAGUGAACAGUUAACUCGGUGCUCAAAUGACAACAAGAUAAUAAGAGAACACGAUGGAGAGCCGCGUGGGGCUGGACUACAUAGUGGAGCACGCGGAGUACGCGGGCAAGCUCGCCGCCGCGCUCACGUCCCCCACUCCAGCUGUUAAGAAACAGGUUUUCGAGUUGCUGUCUGCGCUGUGUGUGUACAAUGCGGACGGAUACGCUCGAGCCGUCGACACACUAGACAGAUAUAAGGCUCUCAAAGGUGACCGCUACCGUCUCAAGGUGGUGGUGGAGGAGCUGGCCAAUGCCACCACCAUUGACUACAAGACAGCACUGCUGGCCUUCGUCAACUGCCUCAUCAUCUCCGCACCAAGACUGCCUGACAGGAUCCGCGUGAGGAACGAGUUUAUUGGUCUUGGUCUACUACCAACGUUGAGCAAUUUGAGACACGAGGCAGCCAGUCACCCUGACCUGGGCGUGCAGCUGGAUGUGUUCGAGGAACAACGCGAGAGCGACGAGGCGCAGGGUCCAGGCGGGAUCAACCUCAACUCCCACCUGGAUGUCUUCUAUGCCAUAUUGAAGCAGGUUUCGGACACACCUCAAGAGAUACCAUUCCUGAGCAUCCUCCAGCAUCUGCUACGGAUAGACCCGAAAGAAGCUGUCAGCGACAUCGUGUGGGACACGGCGGAGACGUUGGUGCAUCGUGCCACGUUGCUGGAGACGAGGGAAGAUGCUGCCAAACUGCUGCGAGCACCCAGCGUUCAGGCCAAAAUGGGCUGCACCUGUCAGCACCGCGACAGCAAUGCUGCCCGGAAACAGAGUCUACAGCGGGCGCUGUCCCCGCCGCCCCCGCCGCCGGCGCCCCCGCCCGCACCCGCACCGCCUGCGUGUCCCCCAUCAGUUCCGCCCCUCCCCCCCGCUCCGCCCCCUGCGCCCCCCGCACCGCCCCGCGUCGGCCCGCCCCCGCCCCCCAGCCCGGCGCCCCCGCCCCCGCCCGUCAACAUCAAGCUGCCGCAGCAGGAGACCCCCAUACCCAAGACCAAGAUGAAGACGAUCAACUGGAACAAAAUACCUAGCAAUAAAGUAAUCGGCCAGAAUAACAUUUGGUCUAUAGUGGCGUCCAGUCAUCAGAGCUCUCCCAAAGCCGAGUUGGACUGGAGCGAGAUUGAAAACUUAUUCUGUCAACAGGUACAACCAACUGGCUCAGCCGGUUCCUCGCCCCGCCUGGGCCGAAGCCCCAUCUGCGACAGCUCCGGGGAUCGGAAACCGAGGAAGGAGCCCUCGGAGAUCACCCUGCUGGACGGCAAGAGGAGCUUGAACGUCAACAUAUUCCUGAAGCAGUUUAGAAGUUCCAACGAGGACAUAAUCCAGUUAAUCCGCGAGGGUUCCCACGACGACAUCGGCACGGAGAAGCUGCGGGGUCUCCUCAAGAUACUGCCGGAGAUCGACGAGUGCGAGAUGCUGAAGGCCUUUACCGGCGACGUCACGAAGCUGGGCAACGCUGAGAAGUUCCUGCUGCAGCUGAUACACCUGCCCAAUUACAAGCUCCGCAUAGAGUGCAUGCUGCUGAAGGAGGAGUGGCCGUCCACGGCCGGCUACCUGGAGAGCGCCAUCAACGCCAUACUCGUGGCGGGAGAUGACCUCAUGUCGUCCAGGGCUAUACAGGAGGUGCUAUACAUAGCCCUAAUAGCAGGCAACUUCCUCAACGCGGGCGGGUACGCGGGCGGCGCCGCUGGCGUCAAGCUAUCCUCGCUACAGAAGCUGUCAGACAUCCGAGCUAACAAGCCCGGCAUGAACCUGAUGCAUUAUGUCGCUAUGCAAGCUGAACGCAAGAACAAGGAACUGGUCCACUUCGCUGAUGACAUCAGGGUCCUAGAAGAGGCGUCUAAAGCGAGCGUGGAACAACUGAACAACGAGAUCAAGACGCUCUCACAGCGCAUCACCAACUUGAAGCGCGAGAUACAGACCACCACGCAGCAAGAUAUUAAAGACCAGAUGGGGGAUUUCCUGCAGGUGGCUGAGCGCGAAGUGUCUGUGCUGAACAAGGACAUGGAGGAGGUGGAACACAUCAGGAAGCAGCUGGCAGAGUUCUUCUGCGAGGAUCCCGUCUCCUUCAAACUGGAGGAGUGUUUUAAGACGUUUGUGACAUUCUGCACGAAGUUCCGAUCAGCAGUAUCUGACAACGAGCGGCGACGAGCCAACGAGGAGCAAGCAGCCGCUCGCCGUCGCGCGCGUGAUCAGGCCGCUGUGGCCAGUGCUGGCAAGAGGAAUGGUGGCAGCGUUUGCAGCACGCCGGUGUCGGAGUGCGAGUCGCUGAUGGAGUCGCUGCUGCUGGACAUCCGAAACGGGCUCGGCCGCCGCUCGCUGCGGAAACACGACACACCCUCGCCCGACGUGACCCCCACCGGCAGCCUACGUCGCCGCAGCCGCGCGAGUCCAGCUCAUGAUGACGAGGGUCUGCUCCAGUUCCUGCGAGCGUCUGCCCCUCCCGACGACACGGACCCCCGGGACAGAAGAGCCUGGGGUAGCCUGGACCGGUCGUGGUCACGCCGCGCCCCGGUCCGCGCGCGGCUCGACGUGCCCCGCGAGCGGACGCCGGCGCCCACGACGCCGACCACGCCGACCACGACCGCGCCCGAGCCCACGCCGGCCACACAGGAUGCGACGCCCAAACCCAAAGAAUGGCGCCAAAAGAUCGAGUCGUGGCUGCGUGCGAACAGCGCGGAGGAGCGGCGCGACGUGCGGGAGCGAGCGAGACGGCUGCAGAACAGACGGUCGGCGGAACAGGAUUCAGAGAGCGAACGCAGUACUACACUGGAUCCGUUGCCGGAGAGUCGUCCGGACUGGCGGCCGGCCGUGCUGCCGGAUAGCGACGUCGUGCGAGCCAUCGAGGCUGUUGAAGACGUGCAACCGAAGCCAAAGGAUAGACUGCCUUGGAGGAAGACGGAAGAAAACGAGGAAAUGCGAAGACUAAGAAGACAGCGCUCGAGACCACAGAUAGAAUCUCCUCAACCACUCGUGUCCAUUACCGAAGAAGAUAAAAAUAAGCUACCAGACAUCAAGGUCACCGGUGCCAGGGAGAGGUUUGAAAGAGGUGACCGCGUGGAGAUAGACUCGGAUAACAUAGAAACUCCACCCGUACAGAGGAAAUUCUUCAACCCCCCACCAGAAAGAGAACCCUGUCGAAAGUUCCAGCCGCUUCCGAUAAAUUCGAUCACGAACGACCGAGCGAAUGCAGACAUGCAAAACUUGUGCCAGGAGAUAUUAGGCGAUGGGCAGUUUGAUAGAUUCUCUGCAGCGAGACGGACGAGGAGGUAUAAGAGAAAUCAGGAAGUCAGCUCUCCUGAAGAAGAGAAGAAAGUGGAUCCUCCGGAGCUGAUAGCUCAGACGCAGGUCAUCAGACCUUCGAAAUUGGAAGUCCGAGCCUCGUACGUCGAAACCUCGAAAGAGGCAGCCGUGGCGAAACCCGUCGAGGAAGUCACUAAAGAUGAAAAGGAGAACCGGCUGAAGAGAUGGCAGGAUCGAUUGAAAAACCAAAGCACCGAGAAAUCCCCGACCAAAGAAAAACCGACCCAGGCCAGGAUGAGGCGGCAGACGUCCAUCAACCAGGAGGACGUCCAGAAAGCGAUCAGGGAGCUCAAGUCUCCCACCCAGACUCCAACGGGAGUCUGGUCCAGGAGCGCCUACAGGAGAUCGGCGAACGCCAAGCUGGAUCGAACGCCGACCAUCGAACGAACCACCUCCCCACGGAUACCCAAAACUGAGCACGACGACGAAGGAUUUGAAGAGACUCAGAGCUUGAACUCCGAGAGCGCAUCCCAGGGCGCUUCCUCCGGAUGCAACAUCGAGUGCGAGUCUCCGACGCCCAAGAAGCCAGAAAUCCCAAAGCUAACCAAAGAGAGGAGUACUCCUCCGCGGACGCCACUGAGCUCGCGGCCCUUCCAGAAGCGACCCAACUCCCUUCGAGUGGAAAGAUCCUCCUCAAGAGCAUCCCUUCGCAGCUCGAGGAGUUCCCUCAACAGUUCCACCUCAGUGGCGACGGUGAAGAAGGCCCCGGCGCCGCCGAAGCCCAUCCCGAAAGCGACACCGAAGCCUCCGUCCCGUAUGCCAGCUUCAAGAUCCUCAUCGAGUGGCAGUUCCAUUGGGAACUCCCGGUCGAUAGGAAAACUUCCUAACCGACCGUCAGGGUUCAUGAGACCAACGCAAGCGUCUAAGGGACGAGGAACAGCAACGCAACCGAACCCAAGGUCAGCUUUCAAGUGAUUUUCUGGUAAUUUAAAGAUGGUUUCUUGAGCAAAGUCCCUAAGCGUAUGGGCGUAAUUGACCGAAGUCGAGAAAAAGAUGCUAUUUUAAUGGCGUUUCUAUUAUUAUUAAAUAUUUUAUCAGCCAUUUAGCGAUGAGUAACGUGAUAUUGAAACCUUUAGAUACUGACAACUUUUGAAGCCAAGUCAAUGUGAUUAAUAAAUUCGUAUGUGCAAAACGGCCAAGUCCAACCCAGUGUUAGUAACUUGAUAAGAGAGAUAGAAUCUCAAAAGUAUCUAAAGUUUUCGAUA